Solea senegalensis (Senegalese sole) is the source of this 4060-nucleotide messenger RNA. RefSeq names its product pro-neuregulin-3, membrane-bound isoform. The record is from RefSeq and is a predicted model, not a curated record. Lineage: Eukaryota; Metazoa; Chordata; Actinopteri; Pleuronectiformes; Soleidae. Bases 1647 to 3791 code for a protein of 714 amino acids. The transcript is spliced from 10 exons. Gene Ontology annotation, molecular function: chemorepellent activity. Gene Ontology annotation, biological process: animal organ development; intracellular signal transduction; nervous system development.
CACCACAGGUAAAAAACAGCUGCAUUGUUGGUCGUUGCCAACUCCAGAGGAGGGUCUGGGAGCAUUUCUUAUCAUUUGUGAUUUAAAAACUUAUCGUCCCGGUGUGGGGCGCGCGUUUCUUAUCGUCUCCAAGAAGGCAGCAUCCUGGGGGAAGGACAAGCAGAGGAUUCCAGCAACCAGACUAACAAAUCAUAGGCUGACUCCAAAAGAGCACGGGCUUUCAGGAACUGAGGAAAAGCAUCACUCUGAGAGAGGGAGAGAAGACAAUCCAUGGGAUAUUUUUCAAACAUUGUGACCUCGUGUUUGGGUUUUUCCUCUUGUUUCUUGCUUUUUGCUGUUUCAGUUUCAACAAUUUUCCAUCCAUCCUUGCUUCUUAUCCUCUCUCUCUCCCCUUCUCAUUUCAUCUGUCUGUGUUGGAAUGUCCCUCGCAAAUAGAUGGGAAGAGGCUUUCGAAGCGCUUUGCUGCAGUAUUAACAGACAGUACACUGAGACAGCAGGGCGCUGAGAGGACAGCUUGGGGAAAUCUGAUCCACAGCCGAGUGGAGAAGGAGCGAGAUCCCGCGUCGCAGUCGCAGAUUUAUCCACCCUGUGAUAACACUGCACGACAACACCCUUCGCUCUAAUUCUUCCUGCUCAGUGCUCAACUGAAGUGUUUCCUUUUUGACUCCGUCCUGACAAUUAAUUGGAUUCCACUGCUUAGCCUUGCUGGAAUUUGGAGCACACGUAAAGGAAUCAAAGUGGUUUUAAAUCCAAGGAGUGACAAAUACAAAAUCUACCAAAAAGGAUUGACUGGCUGCGAAGCAAAGAGUGAUAAAGGAAGCGGAUAAUCCAGGGAGAGAGCAUGACUGAAUCGUAAAUGACAGAUUUGUGCUUCUGCUCUUUCGUUUAUGAAAGGAUGAUUUUGGGAGCUGAGGGACGCUGACUCGGCUAAAGCUGUUGGACCAGACUGCACUGGGGAACAUUGUUUUCCUUUUUUUUUGUCCACUACAGGGUGGGGAAGCAACAAGACCCACCCUGCAAGUUUCACUUCUCUGAUUAGACAACACUGUCCUAUUGUGGAUUGUACACGGCGGAGACAUACAUGCAUGUUAAGUAGAAAUAGCUGUGGAUCUUUGAUGCAGUGCCGUCUGAACACUGAUGCCACAGAUUUGUCACAUGCACAGAUGCAAAGCUGUCUGUCUCAACCCAUCUCUCCCACUCGUCUCUCUCUUUGUCCCUCUUUCUUCCUAUUAGAUGCAUCACUUCGUCUCCUGCUCUUUUGGUUUACCUUUCUGUGAAAACAGAGUUUACGCUUCCUUCUUUUGGACAUAAGGACUUAGGGCGAGACUAAUCACAGGACAUUUGGACGAUUAGCCAUCUACGCCAGUUCUGCCAUUUCACACUGGGCGUCUCUGAGUGUGAGUGUGUGUGUAUAUAUGUUUGUGACUGCGUGUUUGCAUGUAUCUGCACCCGUCCUUUACUCUCUACCCUUGGAUUAACUAUUUCUCGUACUAUUUCUGCAGUCUCUCUCUUGUUUUAUCCAUUUUCUUCACUUUUCCUUCUGUCUCUUCUCGAAGUCCCACGCUGUUUGGAACCCUUCUGUGAUGUGCUAUCAAUGCUUAACACAGGGUUAACCCUCAGUGAAUGAUAAAGGACCGCAAGGAAGGAUGAGUGAGUGUUCUGGAGCAGCUGUAUCCGGAGUGGUGAUCCUGGAGGAACCUGAAGCUUCGGGGGCUUCAGGGGGCCGUAGGGAGGGCCAGGCCCAGGAUCAGGGUCCCCUCCGUUGUGCCGUUUGGCCACGUCAGCAGACAUGGUUGUGCAUGGUCCCCUUACUUAUUGGUUUCAUUGGCCUUGGAUUGAGCUUGAUGUUGUUGAAAUGGAUCGUUGUAGGCACAGUGCGGGAUUAUGUGCCAACCGAUUUGGUGGAUGCUAAUCCAAUGGGCCAGGAUCCUAUUUUCCUCUCAAAGCCAAGCGGAAUUCCUAAAGGUCCUGAUACUACCACGACAACGACAACUACUACUAUAAUUACUCCGACAGCUGAUGGCGGAAACCCCGCGGCUAGAACAGUAACUGUUGCAAAGGGUAGAACUCGUUCCACAGCUACGACAACUACUAUUAGCUCCAAAGGGGGUGGAGCCUCGGGUAGCCAAGUAACUCCUCGGAAUCCUGGAAAUCGUAAUGGACGUGGACCUUCAGGUUUUACUACAACCACUGGAGCAGCAAGGACGACCUUCAGAAUUGGAGCAGCGACACCUAGCCCCUCUCCGCCCAACCCAACUGUACUCCAUGACUCCACGCAGAUGUGGACCCCGGAGCAUACUACUACUACUGAGACGGUCUCUACUACGCUCACCACGCGCACACACGGCCACCGGAAAACACCAUCUCCAACUGUCCCGCCGCUGCACUCGGAGCAUUUCAAACCAUGUCAGGAAAAAGACCUGGCUUAUUGCCUAAAUGGGGGAGAAUGCUUUGUCAUCGAAACGCUCAGCGGGCCCCACAACCACUGCAAGUGUCGAGAAGGCUACCAGGGAAUCCGCUGUGACCAGUUUCUGCCCAAGACGGACUCCAUUCUGUCCGACCCCAUUGAUCACCUGGGCAUCGAGUUUAUGGAGAGCAAAGAGGUGUACAAGAGACAGGUGCUGUCAAUCACGUUCAUCGCCAUGACGAUCAGCCUUCUGGGAACCCUGUGCAUGGCCCUCUACUGCCGCAACAAGAGACGCAGAGAGAAGCUCCAGGCUCAUCUGAAGGAGAGUCGUAGUCUGAAAAACUACUCUGCUAACUCCCAGAAUGCCCUGGAUGUCAAGACGAGGUCUCCGAACAACAACCUGCAAAUGCAUGAGUGCUGCAAACGGUCCGCCCAGGCUCGCCAGGGAAGUGUGUGCGAGUCCAGCCUCGCACACUGCGACAUCACGACCGCGGCCGCACCCUCCGGCUGCUCCAGAGCCACGGCAAAGCACAGCAGGAGUGGGUCGUUGUCUCACAGCCCAGAUCAGAAAAGUCGGGCAGCCCAUUGGUCAGCUCCACGCAGGACCUCGCCCAUUCCCAGAGGAAGACUCAACCCCAUUGGGGUGUCCAAGUAUUCAGGCCCCGCCUACCAACACCUGCAGGAAGUAGACUCAACCGAAAAAGAUGUCGAAUCACAAAGACGCCAAAUGCGAGGAGAGAACCUGUGCGACGGCCCCAGACAAGGCGCCCUCCUCCAUAUGCAACCCCCUGUUGCUAUAGAGACGACGUCACCAUCUCCCUAUAGCAGCCGCAGGGAGACGUCUUUAGGCCCCCGCGCUCCCGCCGAGCACAACGAUUCGACUCACGCCACCCGCAGCUUGCGAAGGCCCCUACGCCGCCACACCCAGUCCCCGCCUCCUCCGUUCCGCUCGUGCUCCAUCCCAAUCAUUCCCUCUGUGCAGUGUCACCAUGACAAUGAGGCGUCAUGUAUGCAAACCAGUGCCACGCCGGCGGCGGCGGCGGCGGCAGCAAAGUCCGGCCCCUGCAAGGACGAGAGGAGAGGGAAGGCGACACACGUCAACUUGUCGUCCACUUCCUGCUCGUCCACUAGCGGCCAGCAUCAGGACGAGGUGGCCGUCCUGCUGGAGGAGGCACAGGAGCAGCUCAUGGCGUUGGCACUGGCUCACAGGAAGCAGGAAGACGUUGGGAUCGGCUGCAGCGGCGCGGCGGCAGCCAGAGAAACUGUUUGCUUCCUGAACCUUAACGGAGGAAGCGCCGCGGCGUUGGGCUGCAGCGGCCCGACGCAGACCCAGUUACUCAGCCCCAGCCUAUCACACAGAGACCUGGGCCACACCGGCCAAUGAGAGAGAGACACACCCAUGGAGACAUUUUGGGUUUGAGUUUGUGGUGUUCUGCAUCCGUGCAACGAGCAAUGGAAACGCCAAAAAAAAAAGAAAAGAAAAAAAAAUCUAAUAAAUCAUGGAAAUGUGCUGAUGAUAUGCAUAACGUAUGGACACAAACCUACAGACACUUCUCCAGUGACCACAUUUACACAGACUACUGACCGUAUGGGGAAAAAAGAAUAUUUACAGUACAUGCAUUUAUUUACAAAACAAGAAACACUUCUACUUAG